Trypanosoma rangeli is the source of this 2313-nucleotide messenger RNA. RefSeq lists its product as uncharacterized. The transcript has a single exon. The record is from RefSeq and is a predicted model, not a curated record. Lineage: Eukaryota; Euglenozoa; Kinetoplastea; Trypanosomatida; Trypanosomatidae. The coding region runs from base 1 to 2313 and encodes 770 amino acids.
AUGGAACAGCAUGGGUUGGCGUCCUCCAUCCUGCAGCCUCUGGCUCUUGAACCCAAUACCACGACAUCUACCGCCUCGGUGGCGCGCCAGAAGCGAGCGCGGGACUCGUAUCUUUACGACCGCAAUGGGAAACGCUUGAAGGGCUUAAAAGGUGAGGCAGCGAAGCUCAUGCACAAUCAUCGGUUUUUUAGCAGCGAGGAGGAAAUUCACCACCUUGAGCAGACGCUCGCGGUAGGCCAACGCUCCAUGGAGCCGCUGGUGGAUAGCAGUGGCGUCUGGGAUGGCGGCGCAGGCAUACAAAAACUACCUGCGUUACCCGAUAUGUUUGGUGUUGUGCCGCCCACUGCGGCAACGGGAGGAGGAACGGCGGACGCGGCAAAUGGUGAAGACGUGGCCCCUGGUGCGGUGGUCCCAGCCAUGCAUCGGUGGUCACUUGUGCGGCGGCGCCUUGCCACCGUGGGGCUGCAGUCAGGGGGCAUGGCAGGUUCUUGUGCUGCUUCGUCACCGAGGUUGCCACGGGUGAGCAACUCUGGUUAUCGCUGGGAGCGAGCAGAUUCGCUACUCGUAGAGAAUGCCCUUAUGUCUGCUGCGCUAGCAGAAAAGGAGGAGGACGGGGAAAAUGAUGGUAACGGCGGCUGUGGUGGUGAUUGUAGUUGUAGGCGCGGGGAUCUUCCAGGUUCGUGGUUGGCGGCGCAGCACCUCUCCGUUCCUCCCGAGGUGGAGCUCACCGUCCUUCACACCUCGGCCGAACCUUCUCCCUGUGCAUUUUUUACCGUCUCCGCGGAGGAGUACGCGGUGAUGGGACUGGACAAUGAUGAGUAUCAACCAACUCUGCUCUCACAUGAGGGCAAGGACUCCGAUGCGGUGCAUUGGAGGUUUGACUUUUCGUCCACGUGCAGGCUUCUGUCGCUGUACGAACGGUUUGGCAACUUUGUUGUGGUUGCCGACCGGUGGCGGUACACCGAUGCCCGUGACGUUGUGGCGGCACCCGCAUCGCCGUCUGGGUUCAGGGCGGCCGCCACGGACACAACCGAAGCUGGCCCUCCCGUAGAGGUAUUGAUGGAACGAUACAGACUCGUCUCAGAGGCAGUGUUGCGCCACCGGCUGCAUCUCCUGCAGGAGACCCUGAAGGAAGAGGAGGAUAGGAAGGACGGAGAGGACGCGGUCCGAUCAUCCCCCAGCAGGUUGAAACUCUCCCAGCGUGUAGUGAGUGUGAAGCCAACAGAAGAGCGCGCCCCGACGUCAAUCCACCCACUCACUUCGCUGAUGGAGAAGCACCCGGUGCUGGUGGCACAGCGGCGGCGGCAGGAGUGGCUCGCGCAAAGGUAUCAGGAGCUCUGUGAGAGCAACGGCACAGAGUCCGCGCCUCAGGAAGCGGAGACCGGGGAAACGAGGAUGCUUGCCAGGCACAGAGCUGAGGUGCUGCAACAAUGUAUGGAGUCGUUUGCCACGUCUUCUGCGUUGCCUCUAGCAUCACAACAGCAGCUCAGUCAGGCUGCGUGUAAGAGGAACGGCGAUGGGGCUGAUGUGUCACUGUUGCUGAUGUCGUCCCCACCGCCUCCAGCAUCGCCCUUCUGGUACGAUGGCCUGCUAGAGCAGUUGCGACGCAGGCGACUACGUGAGUUUCUCACGCACGAGGCAACGAUGAAUGUGCCCUACUUUAGGGCGCUUAUGGCGGAACAGCGUGUGUCUAGCCAAGCAACGGUAUUGUUUGACAAGUUACGGGUGCUGACGAAUGAAACUGCGACUGAUGUUCAACAGGACGAGCAAAUCUGUCCUGUAGAUGUUGGGAAAUUUGUGGGUAGGCGGGCUCCACGUAGCAGACGACAAGGGGUGGGGAAGGCUCGCAACCAGCCACAGCAGCAACAGUCAGCGUUAGAUGGCAUGGGGGAGGACAGUUACCAGGGCGUGCAGGUGGAGGUCUCACGCGUUCCGCUGCAAUGUGAACGAUUACGGCUGUGCGUGCAGGCGGGAUGGUUUCUUCCACCUCCUGACGUUGGAGCCAACGGUAAACCGACUGGCGGUGGCAGCACGGUGGCGAAUCGGGCGCUCAGCAAUUUUGGGGAGGCGCUGUUGCUGAGUUUGCCGCCCACUGUACCGCGUCUUCAUUUGGGGGUGGAGCUUGAACUAGAAAAGCACCUAUGGGAGGAUCACCGGGCUUUGUGUGAUGACAAUGCGGAUGUGCAGCAGCUACUGUGUGAGGCACGCGUGCUGUACACGCAGAACGUUAUUCUGCGUCGCUUUGCGGGGAAGUGUGGUGUGUUGGAGGCGGCACUUAGGAAAUUGGCGAGCGAGGCUGCUACCGAGAUGUAA